CAUUAAAAAAAAAAAACAAUCAUAGCAAGCUUACCCAAGCCCACUCAGUAUUGUUCCUCUCCGUCUCUCGCUUCCCUUUGACGGCCCAAUCUUUACCACCACCGAUGUACGGCUACACCGCUGCAACCCUAGACGUAAGGUCCAAAUGCUCCCUUUCCUUUUACUACCUUUCGCUCCCCAACGAUCAACAGCUUUAUUGCCACCGUCCAUGCUGCCACUUCUCGGUAAGCUCUCGCAUCCUCGCCGGGCACCUCCUCGGCUUGUACUUUCCGAUCCCUUCCAAAAUCCCCUUCCACGCAGGCCGCCGGAGGGUUAGGGUUUUAUACGGGAUUCGUGAUUUCAGCAUGACGGAGCUCUUGGCUGAAUCGGCCGAGAGAUUUCCCGGUCUGGGGAAACCGCUCUGGAAGAAAGGGAGGAGGGAAAUCCAUGUCGAAUCGAUUGAAGGUGAGCGCCGGAUGUCGCGAAAUGAAGGAAAAACGGGGGUAUGCUCCUCUUGGAGUGAUGGGUCGAGCUUGACUCGCGAUUCCGAACUUAAUGAAGUUAGAAGGAGAAGCGUUGGUGGAGAAUCCCUGACUGGUUAUGGUUAUAGAAAUAAAGAUACCAGAUUUGAUACGGUCAAUGUGUCGGAUGAGGAAGUUCAGAAUGUUGAUGACCCUUGGGGAGAGAGGCGUAAUUCUUCGCAGAGGGAUGUUGUCCUUCAUUCAAGAAACGAUGACUCUACGAAGAGAAAUGAUAAUUUUAGGCGAUUCAGAGUUAAGGAUGUAGGGAAGAAGGUUGAUCAGAGGGCCAAUUUGUCUCAGCAAGUGAAUAUCAGAGAAAGUGGGUCAGACGGAAGAUCGAAGAUGGUUGCGAGAAUAUCUGAGCUUCAGUUGGAUGAUGUCAAGCGAACUUCAGUUGCAGCUAAUGUGAGGAAGAUUCAGAAAGGGGAGAGUUCAGCUUCUGCUACGCGGCAAAACAAUGCCAUGGAUCAUCAAUUGGCUGGGUAUGAUCAACAUAGAAGAAGUUCAGAGAAACAAAGCAAAGUUGCAGAUAUUCAGAGUGCCGCUUAUCCGCAUAAAGAUUUUAAUGAGACAAGUACCAGAGAUAGGGGGGAACGAGCUUACUUGGAGCAAAAUUUAGCUCAGGUGUCUCGUGAUAAAAGAAUCCACCAUGAUCGACGAGCACUAGAGCAAGAUGAAUCUAGAAGAAACACCCAGAGGAUUAACGAGGUUUCAUUGUUUCAUGGUAGCGAGUCUAGUGACCUCGGGAGGGCUUCACGUAUUGGUGACAGAAGUUCCAUGGGAAUGGAUGCGAUUACUAAUUUGGUUCAGGAUUCAAGUCAUGCGAUCACUAAUUUUGUUCAGGAUUCAAGUCAUGUUUCCAUAAAUAAAAGAUCUCAGGUGAAUACGGAAAUGUAUUUGUCUGUCCAAAACAGAUCUGAAGGAGAUGAAAAGAUAAUCAUGGAAGGGAAUUCAAUUCAGUUGGGAGGAGGUGAGAGAAAGCAGAUUCAUAGAGGAAUGUUAGAGCAUGAUGAGGCAAGAAGAAAAACAAAGAUGCUUAGCGAGGUUUCAGAAGUUCAUACUGACAACAUGGAAGCAUUUUCCCUUGCCAGAGACAAAAGAGGGAUGGAGUUUGAAUCCUAUUUUGUUGAAAGUUCAAUUCCUGCUACCAAAGAUAAGGGAACCCAGGUAGAAAUGCAUGAUGGAUGUUACGAUCAGAUUGAAAUGGCCAGAUUCAAUGCAAAUAACAUUGUCAAUGCAGUCAGCUCAUUGAGUCCUCCAGUGAACAGAGUUGAUCCACAAGAAUAUGACACCCUUCUGGCUUCAAAUCCGGUUUCUAGCUUAAGAGAGCGAAAGGACCAAGCAAACAAACAGGCUUAUCUUCUGUAUGAUGCAAGAAUGGAAUCUGAAAGGGAUAGUAAUGAGUGCGAUCUUACAAGAAGCAAUAACAGAAGGAUUUCUAACUUGCAAGAGGCCUAUAAUUCCAGAAUAGAGAAAGAAAAAGAAUUUUACUCAACCGUAACCUCUUCAUUGGUAUUGUCUCGAGAAGAGGAGAUAAAAAGAAGCUCCUUUACUGGUGAGAGCUCCCAAUCUGCAUCAAUGGGACUUACUUCAACAGUGAGUGUAACCGGUAUUUCUAGUUCUCAGCCACCUUACAGUGAACUAAAUUAUGAUGCUGGUUGGAUUGGUUACCAAAAUAUCCAACAGGACACAAAUGAUUCUGCCGGAAAAUUUGGUAAAUCCUCUGCUCCACAUGCAGUCGAUUUUGUUGGCGAGCUACAGAAGGAAGUAACCGCUCUGAAUGAGUCGGGAAAGACAACCAAUAUAUCUGCUGGAAUUCAAGUAGGAAAACCAGGUUGGAACGAAGUUCAUGCAACUUCAAGAAUAGAGAAUCAAAAUGAAACUUCCUCAGCAGAAACCUCCUCUAUAGUGUUAACUCAAGAAAGAAAGGAGAGGCAUAGUAGCCUUCUAUUGGGAGAGACCUCGCAGUAUAAAACUAUUCAAAUAGCUUCAACUGGAAGCUUAGGUAAUGUUUCUAAUUCUGUUAAAAGUUACACUGAAGCGGAUAGCCAUAGUGUUAGGGAUGGUAUUUUCCAUUUCACUCACGAUGAAAUUGAAUCUUCCAAACGAUUAGAUAAAUCUUCUGCUUCCCAUGUAGAUGAAUUUGUUGAAGAGAUACAACAGGAAAUAAUGCCCAUGAAAGAGUCUGGGAAGGAGCUUAAUGUAUCUACUAGAUUUAAAAUUGAAGAGACAGGCUGGAGAGAGAGUGAAGCAACUGCUGGUAUGCAAGUCGGUGAACUCACUGAGAGCAGAAGGUAUGGAGAUGGCGGACGCAUCAAAGAAGGCAGGAGAUUGUCUUCAUCUGGAUCGGGAAUGAGGGGUCCCUCUGAUGAGAUGUGGGGUGUCGAAGUCCUAUCUUCUCAGGAAACUUCUAAUGCAGAAGAACCUGAAGAGAAUUCUUCAAUAUCAGGAGCAAUGGAUUUAACAACUCCUACUCUAGAAACUGCUAUCACUAGGAGGUCUCCCAGAUCUUUGUGGUCAUAUGUUGUAGAUAUAAUUCGGAUGAGUUGGGUUUUGCGGGGACAUUCUAACAGUUCAACAUCAAAAUCUGAUAAAAGAGCUUCAUCAAAUGAGUCUUUAAGCAGCGAUGCAUGGUUUUCUGGCCCUGGGCAAGAGGAGGAUGGGGCUGGGGAUGUGCCCCAGAAUACAAAACAAACUGGCUUGGUAAAUGAACCAGGAUUGUUGAAAGAAUCAGUUAAACUUCGUUUUAAUGAAUCAAAAGAAGGGGAUAUGUUAACAGUGAUAGAAACAAAUUCAUCAAUCCCAUCAGAUUUCAUGAUAGGUGGCUUACAAGCCAGCAGGACUGCUACCUCAUCAAUAGAGGCAGAAAGCCCACCGCAUUCAAUAUCAAACCAAGAUAUUCUUUCUAGUGUUAUGAUAGUUGAGCAGCAACCAGCAUCAAAAUCUGAUACCGCAUCGCCUUCCAUUGUAGACAAUGUCGAGUCAAGAGUAAGGGAUAAGGUGAAAGUGUUGAAACCAAUUUCAUCAUUUCCAGCUGCUGUGCUGAGGGUAGGUUUCUCAUCCGGUAUAACUCAAGCAUCAGGUGCAGAGCUGACAGAGGCUGCACAAGUAGGGGAAGGUAAUAGUUCUAGUUUGGAAAAUAUUGUGCAACCCUCAGCAUCAACAGUUAAUUCAGCGUUACCUAGGAUUACUGAUAUUGAAGAAGUUGAUAGGCCUGGAAGCAUUCCAAAGCUGGAAUUGGAUCCUUUCAGUGAGAAGCUCCCUGAAGUUGGUGGAACUAACGAGGCAGGGAUAAAGCGAAGGAAAUUUCAAAGGAAUAAGCAAGUUCUAAGCGAGCAGUUUAGUGAGUGGGAAGAAGCAUUUAAGCGAGAAAAUGAACAGAAAAAGCUUGAUGAGCUUUUCAUGAGGGAAGCUAUUUUGGAAGCCAAGAAGGGUGCUGAUACAUGGGAAGUACCUGUUGGUGCUGUGCUGGUGCAGAAUGGGAAAAUCAUUGCUCGUGGCUGCAAUAUGGUUGAAGAGUUGAGAGAUUCAACUGCACAUGCUGAAAUGAUUUGUAUCCGUGAAGCCUCUAAUCUUCUCAGAACUUGGCGCCUUGCUUCAAAACCAAUUCGCGAAAACAAAGUUUUGCGUUGGAAAUAGCUCUCGGAGCAGCUCUCUCGCAUUGAAUAGAACCUCCAUUUUGAGAGACGGAGUUGAUGCCCUUCUCUCCUUCGCGAAAACAAGGUUUUCGCGCAUGAGAAACAUUUCUGAUCAGCUAUCUCCCCUUCUCUCCUUCCCAUCAGAGUGAGGCUCAUCUUGCCACGCUGGUGCUAUGAAGGGCCAAAGAAGGUAAUUUCUUUAUUGAGAAGAAGAAGAUUUUUAUUUGUGGAAGAAGUGAUAAUGACUUAUCACCAAAAUGUUCUCAGUAAUAUUUGUCAUCAGCUAUGAAUUUUUUUGUGUGAAUGAAAUCAUUUUUCAAUCAAAAUUUUUUACCAUGAAAAAUCAAUAAUCCACUUAUGAAUCUCCAUCCAUAUCCCCUUUAAGCAAUGAAUCCAUGUUUAAGCUGAUAGGUGAUUCUAUAGAUUUCCUUCUUGAUAUGUAUUUUUGUCUUUAAAAUCCUAAACGUAAAAAUUUACUCAUCUAUCCUGAACAUUCACAAGAAACUCCCGAAUAGGCAGCAAACGCAAACACAAGAAUAUGGAAGAGGAAAAGAGAAGAAUGGGGAGAGUUCACCUUGCUAAGUAAGGAGAGAGAACGGUUAGGGAAAGUCGGCGGUGUCGGCUAGGGUUGGCGAUCGGCGAGAGAGAGAAGGAAAUGAGAUAAGGCCCUUGGAGUUUCUUGCGAAGAAAUAGCAAGUCGGAGGGUUUGUGCUAUCGGGAGGGUUUUGACGCAGUGGAAGACGGAAUGGUGAUGAAGUGGUAUUUUAGAAAGCAAAAUAAAUUUUAGGUGGUAUGAGUGUAAAUAGGCAAGUUUAGGUGUUGGAUGAGUAAAUAAGAAACCUUUAAGUGUUAGGUAUGUAAAAAUCCUUUUUUUUUUUUGCAGUCUUUCUUUUCAUGUUGAAUAUGACUAGCUUGUUGUUUUCCUUGUUAUAAUGUUUAUUUUUGAAAAAACUCUUCUUUGCAAGAUAGGUAAUCCUCAUGAUAAUACUUGGUUUUGAAAAAACAAACUGAUCUUUUGGCGGGCCACUCCCAAUCAGGCUAUAGUGGAUUUCUUGUAUGAUAAAUCAUUGAAAUCUCUACCAACUCGUACUUCAUGCAAGCAAGCAUGUCGUUGUAGAUGAUUAUGUAUAUCAGCGUCUCAAUUUGACUUUUGGACAAGAGUCCGGAUCAAUGAAAACAUGGAUGAUGAUUGAUGGAUAAAUUGCUGCAAAAUUACUGAACUAUUUUUAAAUAACUAUUUCUAUGUCCAUAAUUGAAGAAAACUGUCUUAUAAUUAAUGCAAUCUUUUUUUUUUUUAAACACUUAAUUCUUUUGAUCCUUUAUUAUCCUUCUCUUUUUUUUUUC
Molecule: messenger RNA, 5482 nt
Organism: Dendrobium catenatum
Lineage: Eukaryota; Viridiplantae; Streptophyta; Magnoliopsida; Asparagales; Orchidaceae
Product: tRNA(adenine(34)) deaminase, chloroplastic
Exons: 3
Coding region: 105-4139 (1344 amino acids)
Biological process (GO): tRNA wobble adenosine to inosine editing
Cellular component (GO): chloroplast
Molecular function (GO): tRNA-specific adenosine deaminase activity
Source: RefSeq, a predicted model, not a curated record